This is a messenger RNA of Enhydra lutris kenyoni (northern sea otter), 1852 nucleotides long. Its product is annotated as 5'-nucleotidase, cytosolic IIIB. Lineage: Eukaryota; Metazoa; Chordata; Mammalia; Carnivora; Mustelidae. Bases 266 to 1240 code for a protein of 324 amino acids. Gene Ontology annotation, molecular function: 5'-nucleotidase activity; magnesium ion binding. Gene Ontology annotation, cellular component: cytoplasm. The transcript is spliced from 7 exons. The record is from RefSeq and is a predicted model, not a curated record.
GCGGAGGAGGUGAGGCGGGAGGAAGCGUCCGACGUGGGGCGGGCUCCGAUCCCCGGGGCGCUCCGAGGCCCCCAGCUGGCCGCCUGGGCCCCGCCGCGCCACCCCGGCCAGUAGGCGCCCGGGUCUGGCCCGGAGCCCCCCUGUGCGCCUCGCGCGCCCCGGCCCCGCCUCGCAGGGCUGCGGAGCCGGCGCCGGGCUCCCCCUGGGCCCAGCGCGGUGCCGGGGUCAGCGCUUCUCUCGGGUCUCGGGACAGGUGAGCACCCUGAUGAAGGCCACGGUCCUGAUGCGGCAGCCCGGGCGGGUGCAGGAGAUCGUGGGCGCCCUCCGCAGGGGCGGGGGAGACCGCUUGCAGGUCAUCUCUGAUUUUGACAUGACCUUGAGCAGGUUUGCGUAUAAUGGAAAGCGAUGCCCUUCUUCUUACAACAUUCUGGAUAACAGCAAGAUCAUCAGUGAGGAGUGCCAAAAUGAGCUCAAAAUGCUCCUCCACCACUAUUACCCAAUUGAGAUUGACCCGCACCGGACCAUCAAGGAGAAGUUACCUCACAUGGUGGAAUGGUGGACCAAGGCACACGAUCUCCUUUGCCAACAGAAGAUUCAGAAGGCUCAGAUUGCCCAGGUGGUUAGAGAGUCCAAUGCAAUGCUUAGGGAGGGAUACAAGAUGUUCUUCAACACCCUCUACCAGAACAACAUUCCCCUUUUCAUCUUUUCCGCGGGCAUUGGUGACAUCCUGGAGGAGAUUAUCCGGCAGAUGAAAGUGUUCCACCCCAACAUCCACAUUGUGUCUAACUACAUGGACUUUGACGAAGACGGUUUCCUCCAGGGGUUUAAGGGCCGGCUCAUACACACAUAUAACAAGAGCAGCUCCGUUUGUGAGAACUCCGGCUACUUCCAGCAGCUUCAGGGCAAAACCAACAUCCUCCUGCUGGGAGACUCCAUGGGGGACCUCACGAUGGCUGAUGGGGUGCCAGGUGUGGAGAACAUUCUCAAGAUUGGCUUCUUAAAUGACAAGGUAGGUGCGGGACCAGGGCUUCCCGGCUCAGGGUGUCCUUCUGUUUCGAUGCCUGAUAAAUGCCUGGUGAACACCUCUAUGUGCUGGUCAAGGUCAAGUCUUAGAGGCACUGAGGUGUGGCAUGAGCUAUAUUCUCAUGGGAAAACAGCGAUGACAGCUGUGUCGGGCACACGGUGCGACAGCGGAGUUCAGAGACACUGUUGGGUGCUCACCAUGUACAUGGCAUAUUGACCCACUUAGUCCUUACGGCAGCCUUCUGAGAUAGUGACUCUUAUGCCUCGUUUUACAAAUGGGGAAACUGAGUCAAGGAGGUUCAUCUACCUGUGGUAGAUAGUGUAGCAAGUGGGGGGCUGAUUACAAUCCUAAAUCAUAGCUAUAAGGCAUGACUGAGGUGGGAGAUGUCAGUAUUCAGGAGGUGGGUUUAUAAGUCAGAGAAGGAAAAUACGGGAACAGACCGGGGGCCAACCAGAGGCAGGGGGGAACACCAUCAGCAUGAAGGGGCUCAGUAUGGUGGCAAGUUAGAAGGCCACCAGUUCGUGCAUCCCCCCUCCACAGCCAGCAUGUGCUGAAGACCUCUAGAAUGCUUGACCCGUGUGAAAAUUCAGUCCAGAUGGAUUAGAAAUCACAUCUGGUUUUUAAAUUUUAAUCCCUAUCCUGUCCUUCUGUCACUGACCCGAGGGUUAAUCAUGGCGCCCUGUGCCUGUUGCCGUCCAGAGGGCGGGUCUCUGUCCCGGAGCUGUUCUUGGGGAGCUGCAGCUCCAAUGCCCUCCACCCCUUGUCCCGGGUGCCUGAGAGGCAGAGGCAGAAGGCAGGGCGUUCUGGGGACUCUCUUCCGCCUCCCCC